Messenger RNA from Tetrapisispora phaffii CBS 4417, 435 nucleotides. RefSeq names its product Mdj2p (gene MDJ2). Gene Ontology annotation, biological process: protein import into mitochondrial matrix. The record is from RefSeq and is a predicted model, not a curated record. The transcript has a single exon. Gene Ontology annotation, molecular function: ATPase activator activity. Gene Ontology annotation, cellular component: PAM complex, Tim23 associated import motor. The coding region runs from base 1 to 435 and encodes 144 amino acids. NCBI's taxonomy places the organism in Eukaryota, Fungi, Ascomycota, Saccharomycetes, Saccharomycetales, Saccharomycetaceae.
AUGGUGUUGCCAAUAUUACUUGGAAUUGGUAUCACAGGUAUUGCAUUAAUAACAAGAUCAGGCUUACGAGCGUGGUCCCUAUACAAGACAUUAUCGCCUGCUGCUAUUGCAAAAUUAAAUGGAAUCACCAUUAAAAGUAGCGGCAAAUUAUCUUAUGACAGUCGAUUCUUCAGUAAUCAUUUAAAUAGUGGCUUAAAAGUAAAACUGAAUGAGUAUCAAGGUGGAUUCUUCAAGAAAAUGUCCGAAUCUGAAGCAUUGUCGAUCUUAAACAUCACCUCUUCAGAAGUACCGCUUUUAAACGAAAGUUUGGUGAAAAGGAAACAUAGAGCAGCAAUGAUAAAAAACCAUCCCGAUAGAGGUGGAAGCCCAUACUUGGCCAUGAAGAUAAAUGAAGCUAGAGAUAUAAUUUUAUCAGGUUACAUGAUAAAGAAGUAG